UUCACAUGUGAAAUCAACGCGUUGCUAAACCAGAUGGGAUGCUUCAGCUUUAGACGUAGAAAAAAACUCAAUCUCAUUUUGCGUCUGUAAUUUUUCGUUGAAAAAUAAUUUCUUCUGAACUGGCCAUUUAGUUGAUAAAAACUGAUUCUAUAAUUACUCUUCCUCAAAAGGGUGGAACACUACAUUGUCAGUUAAUUCCACACGUCCCAAUAUUUGAAGUCGUUCACAAAAAAAAAACGCACGUUAAUGUUGUGGGAGGCAAAAACGAAGCUGUUAAUUCAGUACAGAUGAUAGGGAAGCUGUGCAAACUGAACCAACCGACGACUGCUGAACGAAGUCUGAUGAAGCUGUUCAUUCGGCAUUCAUGCUUAGUAGGAGAGGCGGUAGCUCAGCUCAGUUACCAUACCUACUCAUAGCGACGAAAACAUAAUUCCAACCGCGUGCUGAAGUUAGCAGCAGCGUUCAGUACAGUACGGACCAUCGAAUAUCUUACAAGUGCUUCUCCAGCAGUCGGCUGUCGGUCAGUGGGUUUUUUUUCUCGUUGUUGUUAAUGGUGGAACAAUAUUUAUCAAACGAAGAGAAUUUUUUAGCUUUAACUUGGAGCUUCUUGAACCGUGUGUACGUGUGUCUGUUUGAAGGCCAAACAUAAAAAUUUAGUGAUUCGACGGGUGUCCCAUUCAUCGGCCAGUUGAUUUCAAUUAGUGCUGAUUCGGUUACGCGACGGACAUCCGUACGUAGUCCAAAGUUGAAGUUAUGCGAAGCUGCGAUUAGUUAUCGUGUCUGUUUCAAGUGCUCGUCUUAAUUAAUCCUCACUAAUGUGCAGCGGCAGUUACUUGUAGAGAGGGAUCAUUCGAGUGAAAUAGGAUUGAGUGUUGCGCGGGACGCGACCGUAAUUAGUGGAUAAAAAUAAAGCCUGUCGAUUACUGGAAUAAUUCGAAUCGUUGAGGCUUUUGGAUUGUGGAUAAUUCGAUUUGGAGACUUGUUUUGCCGCUCGACUGGAUAGCUGAGAAUUUAGGCCUGCUCGAUACAAUCCCGCCAAAUCUUAGAAUGUUUUUUCUCCGGUUGCAAUUAAUAGAAGCUGCAGCAAUCAUUGGGACGCAAAACUUAUCUAGUUCGGAUUAAUAACCCAACGCACACAGUAUGAACUUCUGCCUGCGACCAGUGACCUAACCAAAACCCACUGAAGAAACCAUAUAAAAAACAACGCAAUGCCGGAAGCCACAAAAGCCGUAAAAAUAAUGAAUCUCAGUGCCGUGUUCGAUCUGAACUACGCAGCCGAUGGUCCACUGCUGAACCACGACGCCCUCAGUAUGGAAGAUAAUUUAACCGAGCUGUACGGUCCCAAACGGGAUCCACUUUACGUGGUCCUCCCGGUAACGAUUAUUUACGUAACCAUUUUCGUAACGGGUGUGAUUGGUAACAUCAGCACUUGUAUCGUGAUAGCGAAAAAUAAGUCCAUGCAUACGGCAACCAAUUAUUACCUCUUUAGUUUGGCCAUUUCCGACUUCCUGCUGCUGCUCUCCGGCGUACCCCAGGAGAUUUACUUCAUCUGGAGCAAGUAUCCGUACAUUUUUGGCGAGUUGUUCUGCAUUAUGCGAGGGAUUGCGGCGGAAACGUCGGCCAAUGCGACCGUCCUCACGAUAACGGCUUUCACCAUCGAACGGUACGUGGCCAUUUGCCAUCCCUUUCUGUCGCACACGAUGUCGAAACUGUCCCGUGCCGUCCGGUUCAUCGUCGCCAUCUGGAUAGUGGCGAUUGUGUCCGCCAUCCCGCAGGCCCUGCAAUUUGGCGUGACCAAUCAAACCGGCAUAGAUCAGUGUGUGGUGAAGCGAAUAAUUAUUCAUCACUCGUUCGAGCUGUCGACUUUCAUUUUCUUCUUCGCUCCGAUGACACUCAUCACGGUGCUGUACGCUUUGAUUGGUUUGAAGCUGCGCUCCUCGACACUGAUGCAGCGGGACGGAACGUUACAGCAGCGGCGCGGGAAUGCUACUUGCCCGAACAACCGCCAGCACGGAACCAGCCAAGGGACGCGGAGAGUCCUAAAGAUGCUAGUCGCAGUCGUGGUUGCAUUUUUCAUCUGCUGGGCUCCCUUCCACGCCCAAAGGCUCGUGUACAUCUACGGUGUCGACAAGGACCACCAACCGACGGAUCCGCUGAUCUUGAAGUUUUUCGUCGUCACAACUUACGUCUCCGGUAUCCUGUACUACCUUUCAACCUGCAUCAACCCGCUGCUGUAUAACAUUAUGAGCAACAAAUUCCGCCAGGCUUUCAAGGAGACGCUGGCCCACUGUUGUUACUGUUCGCGGAAAUCAAGCUGCAAGGAGCGUUCAUACCGAAUCUUGUGUCGAAGCGACCGACGUCCAGCUGCAAACAAAGAAUCUUCUGAGUUCUCAGGCAAUUCCGCCCAGGAUGACAGUCUGUACUCAUCCUCCACUCAGAAGCAAUCCCUUGACUCCAUAGCGCUAUCUCGAGGCCAAUCUGUGAAGCGUUUCAGCAGCUGCUACGAGCGUGCUGCGGGAUCCGAGCGUGGUGAGAUUGGCCGCGUCCCGAAGUGUCCGGCGACGAAACCGCCGUCGGCGGCGAUGAUGACGCCAACCGUUUCGGCCCAUCUGGAUCUUUAUGCGCCGGGUAAGGAACUGUGUAUAAAUGUCUUCUCAUCGAGCGAUUCGUUGUCUCGGUCCACCGAGAGUAUUUCGCGACUGACUGUAAAACUGAACCGUUUAUCUUUCGACGAAUCGCAGAAGAAUAACACGAAGAAGCCCCCGCGUCGAUAUGUUUGCCGAUCAGCAAGGAGGCUUCCGCCAAAUCCAACCAUGGCUACGGGAGGUGACCGUCCUACUGCUGCUACUCAGGAAACCACAGAAGUCAACUUGGUGUGCCGCAACCAUGGUCCCGUAGAAAUACUGUUCAAGCACAAAAACCAGAGCAAGCAGCGCACUGGGUUUAAGUUUUGGAAAAUUUUUCGUCGUCGACGGCAGCAGAAAUGGCGCCGAGCUUCGGCGUAUUUUUGUAGCCCCACGAAGUGCGGCCAGAACGAUAACGCAUCGCAGAAGGAAGACGUUCCCGGGCGGUCCUCUCUAGCAUUAGAUUUUGGUAAACCCCAAAACUGCAGACACCAAGAGGAUGAUCUGGAGGCGUACAUGAGGGAGAUAAAGCUGAGAGAAAAUGUGUCGAAUACCGUUUGUUGAGAGAGAGAAAAAAGGGAAUAAAUUUAUUUCUUGUAUUACCUAAGCAUCAUCGAAAUCUACUGGUUAGUGAAAAAGUACUUUUAGGAUGAGUGUUUUCUAGGUUAAGUCCACUAUCUAUUUACAUAUGUACAAACAAAUAAAAAAAUGGAAAAGGAGAGAUGAAUGCAAAAAACUUCACAUUGAAGAGAGCAGAGGUUUCAGUAAAUUGAAUGAAUAAUACAAGUAGAUUUCCUAUCAUGAAGUAAUAUUAAAUCGAUUCGAAUGGCUGUGCAUAAAUAAGAGUUAGUUUUUCGUUAGGACUUUCUUAAUAUCCCUACUACUUGUGAUAUGUUUUCAAAGAAAUAUAUUCAGCUGUUGUCUAUGUUGUAUAGAAUUAAAA
This is a messenger RNA of Wyeomyia smithii (pitcher-plant mosquito), 3567 nucleotides long. RefSeq names its product pyrokinin-1 receptor (gene PK1-R). The coding region runs from base 1209 to 3188 and encodes 659 amino acids. Lineage: Eukaryota; Metazoa; Arthropoda; Insecta; Diptera; Culicidae. The record is from RefSeq and is a predicted model, not a curated record. Gene Ontology annotation, biological process: neuropeptide signaling pathway. Gene Ontology annotation, molecular function: neuromedin U receptor activity. Gene Ontology annotation, cellular component: plasma membrane. The transcript is spliced from 5 exons.